Messenger RNA from Ctenopharyngodon idella (grass carp), 15476 nucleotides. It is a transcript of the gene cacna1ab, whose product is annotated as calcium channel, voltage-dependent, P/Q type, alpha 1A subunit, b. NCBI's taxonomy places the organism in Eukaryota, Metazoa, Chordata, Actinopteri, Cypriniformes, Xenocyprididae. The record is from RefSeq and is a predicted model, not a curated record. Gene Ontology annotation, molecular function: high voltage-gated calcium channel activity; calcium ion binding. Gene Ontology annotation, cellular component: membrane; neuronal cell body; voltage-gated calcium channel complex. Gene Ontology annotation, biological process: calcium ion import across plasma membrane; chemical synaptic transmission. The transcript is spliced from 49 exons. Bases 1416 to 8528 code for a protein of 2370 amino acids.
AAUACGUAUUGAGAGAUAUGAAUCCAUCCAUCGCAUUUGGAUAAUGUCUCGUCUCACACAGUUUGCAAGAAGAAGCAAAAUGGCACGCAGUGCUCGGUUGAGUCUUGUCUUGGCCAUAAGGAGGAGUGAGCUGGAGGAUAAGCGAAUCGCUACGGGGACGCGCGUCAUGUGCUGCAAGGCUUGAGCACGAGCGUUAAAUUGAUCAGAUGCUCUAAACCCGCCAGCUGAUCUGAGGAGGAUUGCGCUCGAGACCCCGCGUCUCCGUUUCGUUUUCUCCGCCAAAAAUAAAACUUUUAAAAACGAAAUAAUCGGUUGUCGUCCGCUGAGGCGACAGAAAACAAUCCCGAGGCGGAGCAUUUUUGGGGGGCUUCAGGCGAUGGGUGCCUCUUGGUUCCUCUCGGUUACCACAGAAGAUGCGAGCUCGAGCUUCAAUCCACGCGCUCCGGCUCCUCUCCAAAACUGAUUAUGCUCCUUUCAACGACCACCGUCGGAUUUUUCGCGUCUUGGAUUUGUCUACGAGUUCUGGAGUAUAGAUGAUAAUUGUUUUUAGUGAGGAAUUGAGGGAGAAACCGCAAGAGAUCAUCAUUAUAUCUUGACAUGGUGUUUUUUGUUUUCCCAGCGCGCGCUCACGCCCACCCUAUAGGACCGAUAUGGCUCUAAAAAAGCAGAUAAACUUAAAUUACUAAAAUCAACAAAUGUCACCGAGGUGUGGAUUUUUUGGGGAAGCCCCGUUGUCUGCAUUUGCGAGUGUAAUUCGAGAGUUUGGCGGAGGGGAGUCUGAAUAUUGCCAUAGUAUACCAAACAUUGCGGAUACCACAGAAAUAAAUUAAUAAUUAAAAGGUUUUCACCAUUUUUUUCUAUUCUAUUUUUGUCUUGUGGAUGUGAAAAAAACAAAAACAAGAAUGCGACUCCUUAGAAAGACGUACUAGACCUCGUAUAGUUGAUGCUAAUUUACAUGUAAUUUAUUAACGCAAUUAUGCUAAAAGGAUCUGUAUGUACACCUUGCAAAUGGCAAGACGAGCCACACCGAGCAGUUGAGACGGGAAAUACUUCUUAAAAUGUGGAUCCCACCCUCCUGAGGAAGAUAAUUCGUCGACAUUUUAUCUCUUUAUGUUUGACUAUUUGUUUGACUAUUUGUUGAGCUGACUGCACCAUUGAAAAGACCUACUCCAUCUAUCCAUCCAUCAAUCGCGUUAUCUGAGUCCCUUUUUGGCGCUGACACGCUCUCACACACAUUUCCCCAACCACUGAUCUUGUUUGGUGCUUUAUGAUGGACAUUUCUUAGCCAUGAAGAUCAUAUCUGAAUGUCUGUGUGCUCUGUGCUGAGGCGGAUGGGGUGUAAUGUGGUGUUGUCACCCUGAGACUUCACCCCCUUCUCGGCUGCUUCGUAACGAUUGGCGUUUGGUGUCUACAGAAUGGCUCGGUUCGGAGACGAAGUGCCGGCCAGGUACGGCGGCGGGGGCUCCGUUCAGGGGGGACCCGGCCGCGGCGGCAGCAGGCAGGGCGGCCCGCCAGGGGCCCAGAGGAUGUACAAGCAAUCGAUGGCCCAGAGAGCCCGGACCAUGGCCCUCUACAACCCGAUCCCGGUCCGACAGAACUGCCUGACGGUCAACCGCUCUCUGUUUCUCUUCAGUGAAGACAACAUAAUCCGAAAAUACGCCAAAAAGAUCACCGAAUGGCCUCCAUUUGAGUGGAUGAUUUUGACCACCAUCAUUGCCAACUGCAUCGUACUGGCUCUUGAACAACACUUACCAGAUGGAGACAAAACUCCACUGUCAGAACGACUGGAUGACACAGAGCCCUAUUUCAUUGCUAUUUUCUGUUUUGAGUCGGGCAUUAAGAUUCUUGCGCUGGGAUUUGCCUUCCACAAGGGCUCCUACCUGAGAAACGGCUGGAACGUGAUGGACUUUGUAGUGGUGCUCACGGGUAUCCUGUCCUCCGUGGGGUCAGAAUUAGACCUGCGGACAUUGCGAGCAGUCAGAGUGUUGCGGCCGCUAAAAUUGGUGUCAGGAAUUCCAAGCCUGCAGGUGGUGCUGAAGUCCAUCAUGAAGGCCAUGAUUCCACUUCUGCAAAUUGGCGUGCUCUUAUUUGUGGCCAUCCUUAUGUUUGCCAUUAUUGGCCUGGAGUUCUACAUGGGCAAAUUCCAUCGCACAUGCUACGACAAUGUCACACAUGAGAUUGUUGAUGAACAGCCCUGUGGUGAGCUUUAUCCUGCUCGAGUGUGUGAAGAAGGGACAUGUAUGGAAUAUUGGAUCGGGCCAAACUAUGGCAUCACACAGUUCGACAACGUCCUUUUUGCCGUGCUCACUGUUUUCCAGUGCAUCACCAUGGAGGGCUGGACUGAUAUGCUUUAUUACAGCAAUGAUGCCUUAGGGAGUGCCUGGAACUGGAUGUACUAUGUUCCCCUUAUCAUCAUAGGAUCCUUCUUUAUGCUUAAUCUGGUGUUGGGUGUCCUCUCAGGUGAGUUUGCCAAAGAAAGAGAGCGUGUGGAGAACAGGAGCGAGUUCCUGAAGCUCAAACGUCAGCAGCAGAUAGAGAGAGAACUCAAUGGAUAUCUGGAGUGGAUCUGCAAAGCAGAAGAGGUCAUACUCGCUGAGGAUGACAAUGGCCCCGGUGACAGAUCUCGUCGCAGGCCCACGUUAAAGAAAAACAAAGCUGACCUGUUAAAUCCAGAAGAAGGAGAGGACCAUAUGGGAGACACAGUUGGCUCGCCUUUUGCUCGUGCGAGCAUAAAGAGCGGAAUGGGUGAUGGAACUCCGUUUAGCAAGAAAGAACGCCGUCUUCGCUUCUUAAUUCGAAAAAUGGUAAAGACUCAGGCGUUCUACUGGACAGUCCUUAGCCUGGUGGGACUCAACACACUGUGCGUGGCCGUCGUACACUACGAUCAGCCUGAGCUACUGUCAGAUUUCCUCUAUUAUGCUGAGUUCAUUUUCCUAGGCCUCUUUAUGUCAGAGAUGCUGAUUAAGAUGUACGGACUGGGGACGCGCCCUUAUUUCCACUCCUCAUUCAACUGUUUCGACUGUACUGUCAUCGUUGGCAGCAUAUUUGAGGUGUUCUGGGCCAUGAUAAAGCCAGGGACGUCCUUUGGAAUCAGCGUGUUAAGAGCUCUCCGACUGCUUAGGAUCUUCAAAGUCACCAAAUACUGGGCAUCUUUGCGUAAUCUUGUAGUGUCUCUUCUGAACUCCAUGAAGUCCAUUAUCAGUUUACUUUUCCUUCUCUUCCUCUUCAUCGUGGUCUUUGCUCUUCUCGGCAUGCAGCUAUUUGGUGGACAGUUUAACUUUGAGCAAGGCACUCCUCCCACAAACUUUGAUACUUUCCCUGCUGCCAUUAUGACAGUGUUUCAGAUUCUAACAGGAGAGGAUUGGAACGUGGUGAUGUAUGAUGGUAUUGAGUCUCAGGGAGGGGUGGAUAAAGGAAUGAUCUUCUCCGUAUUCUUCAUUGUCCUCACACUCUUUGGCAACUACACACUACUGAAUGUAUUUUUGGCUAUCGCUGUGGACAACCUGGCCAAUGCUCAGGAACUAACUAAGGAUGAACAAGAGGAAGAGGAGGCCACAUCACAAAAGAUUGCUCUCCAGAAAGCGAAAGAAGUGGCAGAAGUGAGCCCACUGUCUGCUGCCAACCUCUCUAUUGCUGCAGUUACAGUAAAAUCUGAACGUAUCGAUGCCACAGACAGUUUACUGGACUGUAAAGAGCAGCAGAAGAACUCGAAAGGUUCUAAGUCGGUGUGGGAACAGCGCACAAGCGAGAUUCGCAGACAGAACCUGAUGACCAGCAGAGAGGCACUUUACAAUGAACUUGAUGCAGAAGAUCACUGGAAGAUGAACUACCGCAACCGUCCUGACAUGAAGACCCACUUGGACCGCCCACUAGUUGUUAAUCCUCAGGAGAACCGCAACAACAAUACCAACAAGCCCCGACCGGGUGAACCAAACCCCCAGGAGCUGAACCAGCAGAGGGGUGAAGAAUACCUGCAGCACCAGCCCCGAUACCAUCACCAUCACAGUCAUCAUCAUCACCACCACCAUCAUACCCACUCCAGCCGCCAGUCCCUACACCACCCAGACCUGGGUGAGACAGGGUGCGAAUAUGCCCAGAGAGGAGGCGAGGACGUGGAGGGCACAGGGGAACACAGGCGACCCCGACACCACCAGCACAGAAGGAGGGAUGAAGAUGGAGGAGAAAGAGGAAGAAGACACAGAGAACACCACAGCAGAGGAGAGACAGGAGGAGAUGGGGAGGAGGGCCAAGAGAAGAGGCAGAGGAGGCAUCGCCAUGGAAACCAUGGGGAUGGAGAUGGAAGGAGGGAUAGGGAACGGAGUCGACAGCAUCAAGCUAGAAAAGAGGCUAGUUUGUCGACGGCUCGUCCAAUUCAGCCAGGUCUUCCACACACGGAGAGCCAGUACAGUGAGGAUCUAGACAACCUGCGAAACAGUAGCAAGAUGGCCAUCCAUGACCCUGAUCCCGAUCUUUAUGACCCCUACUGUGACCCAGAGCAGGCCAAUAACCUGCUGAACCUGCGAGGACCAGAUUUCCAUGACAGCAGUCUCAUUCUGACAGACUCCACCAAAACCCCCAGCAAACUCGACCACACUGCCAUAGAUAUGCCCCCGAUUUACCCCUCAUUCAACGCCAAGUUACAAGUGAACAAAAAUGCCAACACAGAGCCAGCUAAAGAAGGAGAGAAGAAAGAAGAGGAGGAAGACAAUGGUGGUGACGAAGACGGACCCAAACCCAUUCCCCCAUUUAGUUCAUGUUUCAUUCUAUCCACAACCAACCCGUUCCGGAGAUGCUGUCACUACAUACUGACGCUACGUUAUUUCGAGAUGUGUAUUCUGUCAGUCAUCGCUAUGAGCAGUAUUGCAUUAGCGGCUGAAGAUCCCGUGUCUCCAGAAUCACCUCGAAACAACGUUUUGCGUUACUUUGACUAUGUAUUCACUGGUGUGUUUACCUUUGAGAUGCUCAUCAAGAUGGUUGUGUUAGGCUUGGUUUUGCAUGAGGGCUCAUAUUUUCGUGACCUCUGGAACUUUCUGGACUUUGUAGUGGUUAGUGGUGCCCUGGUAGCCUUUGCCUUCACAGGGAGCAGUAAGGGGAAAGAUAUCAGUAUCAUCAAGUCUCUGAGGGUCCUAAGGGUGCUACGUCCACUCAAGACCAUCAAACGUCUUCCCAAACUAAAAGCGGUGUUUGACUGUGUAGUAAACUCUCUGAAGAACGUGUUGAACAUCCUCAUUGUCUACAUGCUGUUCAUGUUCAUCUUUGCUGUGGUGGCCGUGCAGCUCUUUAAGGGACGAUUCUUCUACUGCACCGACGAGUCCAAAGAGUUCGCCCGUGAUUGCAGGGGCGAGUAUUUGGUGUAUGAGCGUGAUAAUGAGGUCAAAUCACAGAAGCGGGAGUGGAAGAAGUACGAUUUCCACUACGACAACGUGCUUUGGGCCCUGCUAACUCUCUUUACUGUGUCCACUGGAGAGGGAUGGCCGCAGGUGUUGAAACAUUCAGUGGACAGCACUUAUGAGGACCAGGGCCCGAGCCCGGGGUACCGGAUGGAAAUGUCCAUCUUUUACGUGGUGUACUUCGUUGUCUUCCCCUUCUUCUUCGUAAACAUCUUUGUAGCUCUCAUCAUCAUCACUUUCCAGGAGCAAGGAGACAAGAUGAUGGAGGACUACAGCCUCGAAAAGAAUGAGAGAGCCUGUAUUGAUUUUGCUAUAAAUGCCAAACCUCUAACGCGCCACAUGCCUCAGAACAAGCAAAGCUUUCAGUACCGAAUGUGGCAGUUUGUGGUGUCGCCUCCGUUUGAGUACAGUAUCAUGGCUCUCAUUGCGCUCAACACAGUCGUCCUUAUGAUGAAGUACCACGGGGCUUCCGAUGCGUAUGAUAAAGUCCUGAAGAACCUGAAUAUUGUAUUCACGACACUCUUCUUCAUGGAGUGUGUUCUGAAAAUCAUCGCCUUUGGUGCCCAGAAUUAUUUCAGAGACGCUUGGAAUAUUUUUGAUUUUGUGUCCGUUAUCGGCAGCAUCACAGAUAUUUUAGUGACAGAGCUAGGGGAUAGCUUCAUUAACCUGAGUUUUCUGAGACUCUUCCGAGCAGCACGUCUCAUUAAGCUCUUGAGGCAGGGCGAGACAAUUCGCAUUCUGCUUUGGACCUUCGUUCAGUCAUUUAAGGCUCUGCCAUAUGUGUGCCUGCUCAUUGCAAUUCUGUUCUUCAUCUAUGCUAUCAUUGGCAUGCAGUUGUUUGGGAACUUGAAGCUGGAUGAUGAGACUGCAGUCAACGUACACAACAACUUCAGAACCUUCAUCAUGGCCCUGAUGCUCCUCUUCAGGAGUGCCACUGGUGAGGCAUGGCACGAGAUCAUGCUGGCAUGUCUCGGAGGAAAGGAUUGUGAUGAGAAGUCUGGGAACGAGGGGCCAGAGUGCGGCAGCAACUUUGCCUAUGCCUAUUUUGUUUCUUUCAUCUUCCUCUGUUCUUUCCUGAUGCUGAAUCUCUUCGUCGCUGUCAUCAUGGAUAACUUUGAGUACUUGACCAGGGACUCCUCCAUCCUGGGUCCACAUCAUUUGGAUGAGUAUGUCAGGAUAUGGGCAGAGUACGACCCAGCAGCCUGCGGGCGCAUUCAUUAUAAGGAUAUGUACAGUUUAUUGCGGGUUAUCGACCCCCCGCUGGGCUUAGGCAAGAAAUGUCCUCAUAGGGUGGCCUGCAAGAGACUGCUACGUAUGGACUUACCUGUUGCUGAUGACAACACGGUGCAUUUCAACUCUACUCUGAUGGCUUUGAUACGCACAGCUCUGGACAUCAAAAUCGCCAAGGGAGGCGCAGACAAACACCAGAUGGACGCAGAGCUCCGUAAGGAAAUGAUGGCGAUUUGGCCAAAUCUCUCCCAGAAGAACUUGGAUCUGCUGGUAACGCCACACAAGUCAGCGACAGACCUGACAGUGGGCAAGAUCUACGCCGCCAUGAUGAUAAUGGAGUACUACCGGCAGAGCAAGGCCAAAAAGCUGCAAGCGCUUCGUGAGGAGCAGAACCGAACGCCAUUAAUGUUUCAGCGCUUGGAGCCAUCCCCGAACCAGGAAGGGGGACCGGGGGUGAACGGUCUCCCCGAGUUGCCGCAGGAACCUGUCAACAGCCUGCCUCCAGAGGGUGGAAUGAGUGAGAGCCAGUCUUGGGUGACGUCACGUGCCCAGGAAAUGUUCCAGAAGUCUGUUCCGGAAAACUGGAACCCUGACAGACCGUAUCCUGAUGACCAUCACGACAGCCGCCAUAAUCCACAGACGGUAGAAAUGAGAGAGAUUGGGCCUGUUGGGGACGGUUACUCGGACACUGAGCCCUAUCACCCAAUGGAAGGGCAUGGGCGGACCAUCUCCAUGCCACGCCUCUCAGCAGACAACCAACGACGGAGACACAGGCCGCGAGGAAGUAACCUCAGUACCAUCACCGACACAAGUCCAAUGCGCCGUUCUACAUCCUCAUUGGUCCACGGACGUUCUGGUCGAGGCGUGAGAUUGGACGAUUACUCUCUGGAGAGGGUGGUGUCAGAGGAGGGUCACCGACACGGUCCGAGAAGGAGAGAGCGUGAUCGAGACCGGGAGAGAGACCGCAGUCACCGCACCUCGGAGAGAUCCCUCGCUCGCUAUACAGACGCAGACACAGGUCUGGGCACAGAUCUUAGCACCACUACACAGUCAGGUGAACUCCCACCUAAAGAGAGAGAACGAGAACGGGGUCGAGCAAAAGACCGUCGCCACCACCAUCAUCAUCAUCACCACCACAGCUCGGUGGAUAAAGAACGGUACGGUCAUGAGCGCGACUACCACCGUCAUCCUCACGACAGAUCUGAUCGUCAGUGGUCCCGCUCACCGAGUGAGGGGAGAGGGCACAGACAGGGCAGUAGUUCUGUGAGCGGAAGCCCCGUUCCCUCGACGUCGGGGACCAGCACCCCCCGGCGUGGCCGUCGGCAGUUGCCCCAGACCCCGUCCACACCUCGCCCUCAUGUCACCUACUCCCCAGCCGUCCGCAAGCCUCCCUACGGCUCCCCGGGCCAGGGUCGACUCCGCUCCCCUUCCCCGCGACACUUCUCUCCACCAGGUCAUGAACCGCCCUACCACCUUCCACCCUCUCGCCACGCCUCGCCCCAUCACGGCUCGCCCCGGCACGCCUCCCCGCGCUCCCCCAGGCACUCGUCGCCCAGGUCCCCACGUCACGGCCGCUGGGGCCCGCCGCCAGACAGCCUAGAGGGCGACGGACCGUUCUACGAUCGGGACUAUGAGUACGAGCGGCACCACGAGCCACCUGCCUACGAGCAGAGUCUAUCGCAGGGCAACCCCCACCCUCAUCCUCACCCGCACCCCCGGUCCCCAAGGACUGCUCGUCACGGGCCUCCCUCGCACCCGCGCCGUAUGCCGAACGGCUACCGUUCCUCCUCGCCCUCCCCGCACCGGCGCGGCCCCCACCCAGGCCCACACCGGCCACCACAUGGCCGUGGGCCCCGGAAGGGGUUGCACGAACAAUAUAGCGAGACGGACGAGGAUGAUUGGUGUUAGUGCGCAGGGUGACCAGGAGGGGGCGCCGCUCAACUCAAACCGAGAUGUUUAUGCACCGCAGCAGGGAGAGAGGGGGUGGAAAAGGAAAAGCAAGCGGUGCUUUUGCGCCAUCGUGAGACUCUAAACCCUUGAGUGGCCCAUAGAGCUUCCCUACUCCCUCUCUCUCUCUUUUGCUUUCUCCUGCUCUCUGGACUAUGUUUCCCAUGCUGCUCAGCAAGCAAGGGAAUGGGAGCAUACGAGAGAUAAAUGGGGUGGUUGCGUUUAGAUGGACUGAACUUUAAAGAUCAGAGUCGUUGUGUUUGAACGCUCCACUCCAGACUGAGCAAGACCAAUUGCUUCUUGCACGACGGAAAAAAUGAAGAGCAACAUCAUCUGUCAAUCAAAAAAAGAAAAGAAAAAUGAAGUUUGAAAAUCAAGCCAGAACCCCUUUUUCCCUCUCACAUCUAUGCCUCUUGAAAAGACCCAAAAAACAAAUAAAAAAGGGAAGAAAAAAUAGACAUUGUUGAAGAAAAAGCAAGUGCUCUUGUGAACAAGAGCUCUACCUACUGCAAAACCAGCCCCAUGUGCUGGCCAAUAUCGAUGAGUUUUAUCAUCUACGUUUACUGUUACCAACUCAAGAUGCUGAGUGACCUCAUCACCUGGGGGAGGGGUUAACUGUCGAAGAGGCGUGGCAUAUGAAAGGACCCAGUGCAGGCGAGAGGAGGCGGGUUGGCGCGGCACACCGAAACCCCACCCACAAACUGCCACUCAAUCCUGAUAAAGUGAAAGACAGCGGAAAAAGAAUGAAACGGCAGAUGAGGGAGGGACGGAAAGACUAUUUCCUCUUCAGAAUGUCUUCAAUUGAUUACUUCUUCUUUUCGAACAUUUGGAGCUUGGUUAUUCUGUUGCAUUUGCUCAGCUUUCUUUGAUAUUUUUGGACUAAAAUCUGAUGGAAACUUGCAUGAAUGAUUUAAAAAAAUAUAUAUAUAUCAGACAGAAGAUUUACUGUGGGAAGGGGGGGUGAUAGCUCUCUUUUUUCCAUUCAGUUUAAGGAAGUUCUUUCUCUCGUUUUCUCCCUGUUGCUCUUGCCAUGUCUACAGAUGUGCAGAUGGAGUUUAUAGAUAGACGCUAAAGCUGACCUUUCUAGAUAGCGAUCUGACAGAUCUGAAUGCGUUUUCUAUGUUAUUUCCAUCUGAGGAUCCCAGAUGAUGUUCUGCACUGUUUAUAAUUACUUUGGAUUGCACUAAAAACAAGCCUGAAUUGUGAAACCUCCCUCAUUACAGCUCUGUCAGCCAUGGUUGCGAACAGAGAGAGAAACGGAGCGAGAGACGGUCUCCUUUCUAAAGGCUUCAUUUGCUAUUGUCAAUAACAGUAGUCUUAUAAUGAUGAAAACUAUCUUAAUGCAAUUGAUGAAGAUGACGGUGAUGCUGAUGAAGAUAGAGGUGGUCAUGUGACUUUGUUGUCUUGUUUUCGGGAGUUUUGUCUGUUGUGGCCAUCUUGUUUCGAACUCUUUGUGUUUGUUUUCGGUUCUGUUCACCACAGAUUGAAGUCUAUAAGGGUGCGCUCCUGAUAGCAUCCUGAAGUUUACGUACUUGUGACCUCAGCUGAGUAGAAUAUUCCUAUCUGUAGUGAAUAGUUCGGGUCAGAGCUCAUGAAUGUUUUAAAAGAGAGAGUCAGGCCAUUCAGGAUACCCUCGGACAGUUUUUGUGUCAGAGUUUUUCCAGACAAAUUCAGGGUCCAUUUCAUAUUUAUUUUUCAAUAGAAAAAGAUGGUCACACAACAGUGUGAUCAGGAGAAAUCGUUUUAUAGAGGGUCAGUUUUUAACCCCUUAAAUUAUUUCACAGCUAAUGCAGAGUAAGUGCAAGUUAGUGUUUUGGGUGAUGAAUGUUGUUGUUUACUUUUUGUCCAUGUUGUGGUGCUGUUAAGCAGCUUCAGCCAGGCUAGGCUAUGGACAAACGAUCCCUUAUGAAAAUACAGUUGCCAGAGGGCGCUAUUACAUUUGCAGAACUGUUCCCCGACAGUAGGUGACGUAGCAGGUCUGUCGAAGCUCGCCUUUGACUUUUUUUCGACAGUAGUUUUUUGAGAAUUUUGACCUGGAUAGUCUUUGAUCAAGUAACUGGAAACAAUUCUUCCACCCUGCCUUCCUGUUCCCUGCCACGGGCAGCUUGUCAUGUCUUUGGCUUCCUGCUCAAUCUGAGACCCUCCCUCUUCUGCUCAGGAUACAACAAUACAGCCAAACGUAUAACUCACAGGGGUGUAGAGGUGCGGCCUAUUCAGCCUCCCCUACUGUCAUUGAACCUGUCCAGCUGGCCCACACCCAUCCAACCAUCUCAAAACAAAUUUUUUAUUAAAUAUCCCAUUUUUCCCUCCAGAAGAGGAUUUUAUUGUGCAUAGGUUACUCUUUUAUAGUUCAGAAGCUGUGUAUUUCUCAGUUUUAAGUAUCAACUUUGUCUCAAAUGUUUCUCCUAAAAUCUAGAAAAAAUCAAAAUAGUCACAAAUGAGACACUUGUUGGCGUGCUGUAUGAAUAUAGAGCUAUAAAAUGAGUGUAGCAUUAUCUGAAAUCUUGUCUUUGACUAUCUUUGACUUUUGACUGCAGUCUUUAUAUUGGCAAAUCAUAGAGCGUUUUCUGAAACUCUAGAGGAGACACAUGGAGAGACCCCAAAAGUCUCCAUUUUCUCUCAUUGUUGUCUAGGAGUAAGUAUUAAAGAGAUCUAAUUUAUGAUUUUUCUUAAUGGAAAGUUUAAGAUCAGAAACCCUGACUGUUAUUUUGCUUAAAAAGAUGCUGACGUUUCUCCUAAAGCAGUCAGUAUAUGAAACUGUAAGGUUUUCGAGAUGUACUCUCACUUUAUUCAGAUAAAAAUAUCAUAAAGCAUCUCAGAAUAGUUUCAUCCAAUCGUGAAGUCAGUUGGACGGUUCUGUAUUGUCUCGUUUUCUGUCCAAAAAUCAUAUGAAAUCCACAGUACAAGGGCAUUUUUUUUCUUUAAAAGAGUUUUAAAACAUCAGUAGUCAUUUUAUUUGAUCCCUUCCCCAUGCCAACCCAUGUCCAAGACUUUUAGGGAGGAAACCACUGUUUUCUGGGUGUUUGUUGAUGUUUGGCCCACAUUUACCCACAGCUGGCCCCCAGUUAGCCCCUGGUUUGAUGCCCAUGGGUCCAGAUGAACCUGCAGAGCCACAGUGCCUUCUGUUCUAGUGUCGCACACUAACCCUUCCCCUGCCUCUCUUCCCUCUUCCCUCUAUCUCUCUCUUAAUGUGAUGGACUCAGUCACACUACGCCUUAACAAGUCCCCAUGUCUGCGCUGUCUGCUGGGCUUUUUAAAGACAGGGAGGCACGGUUAUAUGAUGGGGGAAGAUCCCAGUUACUCUGAGAGUAAUGAAGGGAAAUGACAACCGAGUUCUGUCAGGGUGUCCAUCUCGGCUCUCUGUCUGUCUUAGCAAUGCUUCCUCAAGUGGAUGGCAACCAUUUUUUAAUUUGUCUCACCCUGCUUGUUUAGAGAGUUGCAUCGAACAUCGGAGGGAUUGUUCUACUUCUCAGGUCUUUAGCAAAAGGACAGGAAGGCUUAUUUUUGUCAGGCAUGAAUGUUAGUUAGACCUUUUGCAUGGUUAAUAUAAAGCCCAUUUCUCUUGGUCUUGAAUUCUUUUGCUGAAAACACUUGAAAUGCAGGAAAUUUGCUCCAUUUUAGCUCAAGAUGUGGAUCGAUAGUUUAUUAAAAGGAUUUGAUUUUUAUUAUUAAAAAGAGAUAGCAGAAGGUUGUGGUUUUUAAAAGAACGGUUCGCUCAAAAAAGAAAAUUCUGACAUGAUUUACUCACCCUCAUCUCAUUCUUAACUGUUGUGACUUUUUUUCUGUAGAACAGAAAAGGAGAAAUGUUAAAGAAUUAUUCUGGUUGCUCUUCUAUGCAGUUAAAAUGAACAUGGACUGAGGCUUUUAAGCUUCUAAAAGGACAAAAAAGCACCAUAAUAUAAAAAACUGGGACUAUGUUUUCAUUUUUAUAAGCCAUACAAUAGGUUUGUGUAAAAAAACUGAAAUACAAGUCUUUAUUCACUGAAUACCUUAAAAUCCACCUUCAUGAAUCAGAACUUUUCAAUGAAUCCAGUUCACAGAACCUGUCAGAAUGAUUUUUAUUUGCAAAUUUGACUGAUGCAGUUACCUGGAGGGCUUUAAGUCUUUGCACAAUACAAGUCUUUAUUCACUGAAUAUCUUAAAAUCCACCUUCAUGAAUCAGAACUUUUCAAUGAAUCCAGUUCACAGAACCUGUCAGAAUAAUUUUUAUCUGCAAAUUUGACUGAUCCAGUUACCUGGAGGACUUUAAGACUUUGAAAUUGGCAUGUAGAAAUCAUCUUUUCUAUUUUUACGUAUAUCCAUUGAAACAGCUUCUGUUUGGUGACUUUAAAUAUAGUGCAAAAUAGUUGUAAAAAUUGAAACAUAGUCCUUUUUGUAGCUUGAAAAGUGUCUCCUGUUGUGUUUCACAGAACAAAUAGUCAUAUUGGUUUAGAUAAAUGAGAGUGAAUAAACGAAGUUAGAAUUUUCAUUUCUGGGUGAGCUGUCCCUUUAAAGGUUUAUGCAUGUAACUAGACUGGUGCAUCAUUCUUUGGCUCUGCUUGUUCAUCAGUUUGGUUCUGACCCUCUUUUGCUCUCAGUGUCAAUGCCUUUAUUGCUUUGUUUUUGACUCGCAUCUUCAUUUUCUGUCCCGACAGAAAGCCAUUUUCAGUUUGCAACACACACAAGUGAUCCAUCGUAGAUACACAACACACUUGCAUUUGAGCAUGUGUUGUAUGUUUUGUAUCGUCCUAGUGGAACAAAGCUGUAUUUUCUUUCUGUUUCAUACGAAAUAAGGGCUUUCCUUCAAUGGUUGAGUGCUGCCAAAACAAGUCACCCUCUAUGUAGCUACACCACUUCCUGUGGUCUCCCUUUGUACAGAACAGAAUUACAUGUGUGUGCAUGCUAACGUGUGGGGGAUCCGGAGAAAAAGGGAGGGGGGGUGAUGGGUAAUGUAGAUUUUUUGCCCUGUAUGUAUGAGAGCGAGAACUUGAGGCACAGCUGUGGCCAGCACAGGCAUUGUGCAUGCCAAAAAAAAUAUAUAUAUCAGAAAGGGAUACAAAUGAUAUUGUGCACCUUGGGUAAUUUAGUGCUGGGUUUGCCAAUCCAUUUCUGCUCAGCAUUUACCAUGGCAUACUUCAUUAUCAUCCUCAUCUGAUCCCAAUCCGAGAUUGGAUACGGAUCCAUUGCCACUUUUUCCAAAGGAUCGGAAUGGGUUGGGUUCAUCAAUGUGACAGUGGGAUGGUCGACUGUGAGUGUGUGCGCGUUUGAUUUGAAGGCAAGUCGUUUUUAGUGCCUUACAAUGAACAGUUUCCCAUCGCCGUUACAUGACCGUAGAUACAAAGCGAAGAGGGCCAUCAUGUUUGUACCUCGACUGUCUAUCCAUGUCUAUCUAACUUGUUUUGUUGGGCCUAUCUAUCUCUUUCUCUUCUGUAACUCUUGUAUAUCUCAUUCAUAAACUUCCUGCAACAGUCUGUGUUCAUCCUCUUUCUUCAACAUUGCUAUGUUCCUUUCUGUUUCAUUUCCUCUCAUUCUUUAUGCAUUGUCAUGGUUUCUUCAUUCAAACACAUUGCUAAUUUGAUAUUAAGAAAUAUUAUUUUCAUAUAAAUGUAUUAUUAGUAAUUAGUAAACAUAAAUCACACUUAUUACACAUUUAAAAGGUCCACCCAAAAAUGAAAAAAAUGUCAUGAUUUAGUUAUUAAAUGAGUUCCAAAUCUGUAUGACUUUAUUUCUUCUGCGAAACACAAAAGAAGAUAAUGAAAGUCAACGGGGUCCAAUGUUAUUUUGUUCUUUUUCGAAAUGUCUUCUUUUGUGUUCCACGGAAUAAACAUAGUAACAUGACACGAGGGUGAGUAAAAGAUGACAGAAUUUUCAUUUUUGGCUGAACGAUCCCUUUAAGUGCACUAGUUGUUCUGCCGAAGACAGAAUAGAUGCUAAGCUCUCAACUAAAAAACAUGUAGCAUUAAACGAAAAGAUUUCACUUUAAAGAGAAACGGAUGUUAGUUCUCUAAAAGGAAGCGGUUCACGAGACAGGAAGUGCGUUUUCACCACCGUCAGCAAGAGUGUGCUUCUUCACAGCGCUCAUAUGUGUCGAAGGGGAAAUAAGCGUGUGGUGUGAAUGUGGGAGCAUGUGAGGAGUUCCUGUGAGCGCACAGCCACUGUCACCGUGACACCCGCAAACCCGUCCCAUCUCUCCUUAAUCACCCAUAUCCCACCCGCCAUCCAUAUUACUAUUGACCUGAACCAUUUAGAAGCAAAAGAGGAAGUUUAAAGAGAAAAAAGGCCAUGAUAAAGAGAGGUAUUUAAUUACUGAUUUGCAUGUGCAAUGUGCAUGCCACUAUGUGGGUUAACAAGUCAACUUCAGGAAUUAUAAAAUAUAAAAAGAAAUAUAAAGAAAAAGAGUAUAUAUGUAUAAAUAUAUAAAUAUAGUUAGAUGUUUUUAUGAGCAAUGUGUUCCUUUUUUCUUCUAUUUUUAAAAAUGAAAAAGACAAAAAAGAGCACCAAGAGGGAAAAAAAAUAAUACAAGAGACGAUAAAUGAUAAAAACUCAUAGAAUGUUUGUUUGUUUCUAUUGCCAACUGUUCUCUGAGAAUCGUGGGUGAGGUGAGCACACUACAUGCUGUGGAAAUGUAUUACAGAAUUUAAAAAAAAAAAAAAAAGUUAAAAGAUAUCCAGUAGCUCUCAGUGUGAGGGACUGCACAUCACUCUGAUUUAAGAAGAAAUCCAAAACCCUUUUUGCUGAUGUUGAGCUGUGAAAGAGGCUGCCUGAACCUGGUGAUGUUACACAUUUAUUCUGGCUAUGAAAAAUCCCCCUUUUAUCUCUCUCUUCCUCUGUCUCUGUAUCUCUCUGCUAUUUCUACCAGUGCAUUUUGUAAUUCCGAACAGACCUCUUCCUAAAGAACCUGAAUAAAAACCAGAGAGAAUGCAUUCUAAA